Messenger RNA from Zingiber officinale, 1103 nucleotides. RefSeq names its product ethylene-responsive transcription factor ERF071-like. The transcript is spliced from 2 exons. Gene Ontology annotation, biological process: ethylene-activated signaling pathway; regulation of DNA-templated transcription. Gene Ontology annotation, molecular function: DNA-binding transcription factor activity; DNA binding. NCBI's taxonomy places the organism in Eukaryota, Viridiplantae, Streptophyta, Magnoliopsida, Zingiberales, Zingiberaceae. The record is from RefSeq and is a predicted model, not a curated record. Bases 174 to 830 code for a protein of 218 amino acids.
GUUUUGGCGACGGAUCACGGAGUCGGUGGUCAACUUGUUCGCAGCUGUGAAGCGACCACUGAGAAACGCCUCUUCUCUGCGUGGUGGUCACGCUUCUUUCUUCCUCUGUUUCACUAUAUAUUUAUAAACAGCUAAACGAGCAUUGCUUGACUUCUUCGCUGAUUCUAAGCAAGAUGUGUGGUGGAUCCAUCAUAUCCGAUUACAUCCCUCUCCAGACUAACCAGCACCGCCGCCGCCAUGACCACGACCGCCUCCUCUCCGCAUCCGACCUCUGGCCGGAGUCCUCGGCUGCACCCACCGCCCAGGACAAAGUGCCUCGCAAGCGGGAGCGGAAGAAUCCGUACAGAGGAAUCCGGCAGCGGCCGUGGGGGAAGUGGGCGGCGGAGAUCCGUGACCCGGUGAAGGGCGUCCGCGUCUGGCUCGGCACCUUCGCCACCGCCGAGGAGGCCGCCCGCGCCUACGACCGCGAGGCCCUCCGCAUUCGCGGCAAGAAGGCCAAGGUCAACUUCCCCAACGAGGCGGAGCCGGAGAAACUCGAGCAGCGGCAGCAGCCCGUCAAGGUGGGAAAAGAGACCGCCAUUGCCCCUCCCGGCGACGCCGACUCCAACGGCGAGGUCAGGAGGCUUUCGGAGGAGCUCAUGGCCUACGAGUCGUACAUGAGCUUUUUCGGAAUUCCUUACAUGGACGGCGGAGCGGAAACGAUGACGGCGACUGUGGCGUCGCCGGAUGAUGAGGCAGUGGCGCAGAACGGAGAGGAGGCGUGUAAUCCGGCGGUGGCUUCCGGCUCUUCCGACGAGCUUUGGAGUUUCGACGACAUUCUGCAAACUUAAUUAGAUAAUUUCUUGCAUUAAGCUCUUCAAUUAUCAUCCUGUUAGGAACUGACCGACGCUGAAUGUUUGUAAUCAUGUGCAUAGCCAAAUUUUGAAGGUCUUCAAAUAGUUUGUAGUUGUAGAUUCAUAAGGUUAAUGUUUAUGUAUUCAUUAUUUACCUCUAUAAUUUGGGCACGGAAUGUGAGGUGGAGUAUGUAUAAUUAUUUUUUAUUAUCAUGUUUAUGUAUUAAUUUUUAUUAUAAAAUCAUUUAAUAUAUCAUUUUUUUAAUUAAA